This is a messenger RNA of Callorhinus ursinus (northern fur seal), 4167 nucleotides long. The record is from RefSeq and is a predicted model, not a curated record. NCBI's taxonomy places the organism in Eukaryota, Metazoa, Chordata, Mammalia, Carnivora, Otariidae.
AUGGCGAGCCUCGCCGCGCUCGCCCUCAGCCUGCUCCUGCGGCUGCAGCUGCCGCCGCUGCCCGGCGCCUGGGCACAGAGCGCCGCAGGUGGCUGUUCCUUUGAUGAGCACUACGGCAACUGUGGUUAUAGCGUGGCCCUGGGGACCAAUGGGUUUACGUGGGAGCAGAUUAACACGUGGGAAAAACCAAUGCUGGACCCAGCGGUGCCCACAGGAUCCUUCAUGAUGGUGAACAGCUCUGGGAGGGCCUCUGGCCAGAAGGCCCACCUUCUCCUGCCGACCCUGAAGGAGAAUGACACCCACUGUAUCGAUUUCCAUUACUACUUCUCCAGCCGCGACAGGUCCAGCCCGGGAGCCUUGAAUGUCUAUGUGAAGGUGAACGGCGGGCCCCAGGGGAACCCUGUCUGGAACGUGUCUGGGGUCGUCACCGAGGGCUGGGUGAAAGCAGAGCUUGCUAUCAGCACCUUCUGGCCACAUUUCUACCAGGUGAUAUUUGAAUCCGUCUCUUUGAAGGGUCAUCCUGGCUACAUCGCUGUGGACGAGGUCCGGGUCCUUGCUCAUCCAUGCAGAAAAGCACCUCACUUUCUGCGGCUCCAAAAUGUCGAGGUGAAUGUGGGGCAGAAUGCCACAUUUCAGUGCAUCGCUGGUGGGAAGUGGUCUCAGCAUGACAAACUUUGGCUCCAGCAAUGGAACGGCAGGGACACAGCCCUCAUGGUCACUCGCGUGGUCAACCACAGACGCUUCUCAGCCACGGUCAGUGUGGCCGACACCGCCCAUCGGAGUGUGAGCAAGUACCGCUGUGUGAUCCGUUCUGACGGCGGUUCCGGUGUGUCCAACUAUGCUGAGCUGAUUGUGAAAGAGCCUCCCACACCCAUCGCCCCCCCAGAGCUGCUGGCCGUAGGGGCCACAUACCUGUGGAUCAAGCCAAAUGCCAAUUCUAUCAUCGGCGAUGGCCCCAUCAUCCUGAAGGAGGUGGAAUAUCGCACCACCACGGGCACCUGGGCCGAGACCCACAUAGUUGACUCUCCCAACUAUAAGCUGUGGCAUCUGGACCCUGACGUGGAGUAUGAGAUCCGGGUGCUGCUCACACGACCAGGGGAGGGAGGCACGGGACCACCAGGGCCUCCCCUCACCACCAGAACCAAAUGUGCAGACCCCGUGCACGGCCCGCAGAAUGUGGAGAUUGUGGACAUCCGCGCUCGGCAGCUGACCCUGCAGUGGGAACCGUUCGGCUACGCGGUGACCCGCUGUCACAGCUACAAUCUCACCGUGCAUUACCAGUACGUGUUCAACCAGCAGCAGUACGAGGCCGAAGAGGUCAUUCAGACCUCUUCCCACUACACCCUGCGGGGCCUGCGCCCCUUCAUGACCAUCCGGCUGCGGCUGCUGCUGUCUAACCCCGAGGGCCGGAUGGAGAGCGAGGAGCUGGUGGUGCAAACAGAGGAGGACGUUCCAGGAGCUGUUCCCCUAGAAUCCAUUCAAGGAGGGCCCUUUGAGGAGAAGAUCUACAUCCAGUGGAAACCUCCCAAUGAGACUAAUGGAGUCAUCACACUCUAUGAGAUCAACUACAAGGCUGUUGGCUCACUGGACCCGAGUGCUGACCUCUCCAGCCAGCGGGGGAAAGUCUUCAAGCUCCGGAAUGAAACCCACCACCUCUUUGUGGGUCUGUACCCGGGGACCACCUACUCCUUCACCAUCAAGGCCAGCACAGCAAAGGGCUUCGGGCCCCCUGUCACCACUAGGAUUGCCACCAAAAUUUCAGCUCCAUCGAUGCCUGAAUAUGACACAGACACCCCACUGAAUGAGACAGACACGACCAUCACAGUGAUGCUGAAGCCCGCUCAGUCACGGGGAGCCCCUGUCAGCCUGCAGAUCAGCAAGGCGACCUCAUCAGCUGGCAUCCAACCGUACGGCUCCCAGCAGGAGACCAAAAUCAACUGCGUUCGCCUGGCUACAAAAGCACCAAUGGGCAGCGCCCAGGUGACCCCGGGGACUCCACUCUGCCUCCUCACCACAGGUGCCUCCACUCAGAAUUCUAACACUGUGGAGCCGGAGAAGCAGGUGGACAAUACCGUGAAGAUGGCCGGUGUGAUUGCUGGCCUCCUCAUGUUCAUCAUCAUUCUCCUGGGCGUCAUGCUCACCAUCAAAAGGAGAAGAAAUGCUUAUUCCUACUCCUAUUACUUGAAGCUGGCCAAGAAGCAGAAGGAGACACAGAGUGGAGCCCAGAGGGAGAUGGGGCCUGUGGCCUCAGCCGACAAACCUACCACCAAGCUCAGCACCAGCCGCAAUGAUGAAGGCUUCUCCUCUAGCUCUCAGGACGUUAAUGGAUUCACAGAUGGCAGCCGUGGGGAGCUGUCCCAGCCUACGCUCACAAUCCAGACUCACCCCUACCGGGCUUGCGACCCCGUGGAGAUGAGCUAUCCCCGGGACCAGUUCCAGCCCGCCAUCCGGGUGGCUGACCUGCUACAGCACAUCACCCAGAUGAAGAGAGGCCAGGGCUACGGGUUCAAGGAGGAAUAUGAGGCCUUACCAGAGGGGCAGACAGCUUCGUGGGACACAGCCAAAGAGGAUGAAAACCGCAAUAAGAAUCGAUACGGAAACAUCAUAUCCUACGACCAUUCCCGGGUGAGGCUGCUGGUGCUGGACGGAGACCCGCAUUCUGACUACAUCAACGCCAACUACAUUGAUGGAUACCAUCGACCUCGGCACUACAUUGCAACUCAGGGUCCGAUGCAGGAGACCGUCAAGGACUUUUGGAGAAUGAUCUGGCAGGAGAACUCGGCCAGCAUCGUCAUGGUCACGAACCUCGUGGAAGUGGGCAGGGUGAAGUGUGUGCGAUACUGGCCGGAUGACACGGAGGUCUACGGGGACAUUAAAGUCAGCCUGAUUGAGACAGAGCCCCUGGCGGAGUACGUCAUACGCACCUUCACCGUCCAGAAGAAAGGCUACCACGAGAUCCGGGAGCUCCGCCUCUUCCACUUCACCAGCUGGCCCGACCAUGGCGUCCCCUGCUAUGCCACCGGCCUCCUGGGCUUUGUGCGCCAGGUCAAGUUCCUGAACCCCCCCGAGGCCGGGCCCAUUGUGGUCCACUGCAGUGCGGGAGCCGGAAGGACCGGCUGCUUCAUCGCCAUCGACACCAUGCUCGACAUGGCCGAGAACGAAGGGGUAGUGGACAUAUUCAACUGUGUGCGUGAGCUCCGGGCCCAGAGGGUCAACCUGGUGCAGACAGAGGAGCAAUAUGUGUUCGUGCACGACGCCAUCCUGGAAGCAUGCCUCUGCGGCAACACAGCCAUCCCCGUGUGUGAGUUCCGCUCUCUCUACUACAACAUCAGCAGGCUGGACCCCCAGACCAACUCCAGCCAGAUCAAAGACGAAUUUCAGACCCUCAACAUCGUGACUCCCCGAGUCCGGCCCGAGGACUGCAGCAUUGGGCUUCUGCCCCGGAAUCACGAUAAGAACCGGAGCAUGGAUGUCCUGCCUCUAGACCGCUGCCUGCCCUUCCUUAUCUCGGUGGAUGGGGAACCCAGCAACUACGUCAAUGCCGCUCUGAUGGACAGCCACAAGCAGCCUGCUGCCUUCGUGGUCACCCAGCACCCUCUACCCAACACCGUGGCAGACUUCUGGAGGCUGGUGUUCGACUACAACUGCUCCUCCGUGGUGAUGCUGAAUGAGAUGGACACUGCCCAGCUCUGUAUGCAGUACUGGCCUGAGAAGACUGCAGGGUGCUACGGGCCCAUCCAGGUGGAGUUCGUGUCUGCAGACAUCGACGAGGACAUCAUCCACAGAAUAUUCCGCAUCUGUAACAUGGCCCGGCCUCAGGAUGGGUAUCGUAUAGUCCAGCACCUCCAGUACAUUGGCUGGCCCGCCUACCGGGACACACCCCCCUCCAAGCGCUCUCUGCUCAAAGUGGUCCGACGGCUGGAGAAGUGGCAGGAGCAGUACGACGGGAGGGAGGGGCGCACCGUGGUCCACUGCCUAAAUGGGGGCGGCCGCAGUGGGACCUUCUGUGCCAUCUGCAGUGUGUGUGAAAUGAUCCAGCAGCAAAACAUCAUUGACGUGUUCCACAUUGUGAAAACGCUGCGUAACAACAAAUCCAACAUGGUGGAGACCCUGGAACAGUAUAAAUUUGUAUACGAGGCGGCACUAGAAUAUUUAAGCUCCUUUUAG